CAAGAGAAAGGCACUGUGACCCGUCGUAUCAUACCAAAUCGCACGAACGGUUGAAAAGGCAUCCGGGACUUUGCUGUCGGCCAUAGUGGAAAUGGCGGGUGUUAGCUUACGUGAAUGACGGCGACCGUGCUUGAGAUUAUCGUCAAAAAGCAAGUGUUCCGUGUGUGUUUCGCGACACGGAAGCGAUAACUUAGUGUCAUAUGAUUCAUCUGGAAGGUAAAGAUGCAGAAUGUAGCACAAGGAACAACCUCGGAUAGUCAAAAUCACGAAAAAUCAGCGAGCGUUCACCACGAUACUGGGAAGACGUCGUCGACUCCCCAGUCCUCGAACUCUAGUCCCACCAAGUCGGAAACCGAGACCUUUUCAGAAUUGCAGCCACGCUUUAUGACAGACUCGUCGGAGAGCGAAGAAGACAGCGUUUCAGAGGUGGAGUGUUUUGCAAUUGAUCAAGUUGAGUUGGAUGAAGAUAAUCAUCUAGAGUCAUCAAAAUUUCUAUUGAACCCGGAGGACCCUGAAAGGUCAGUAGAUCCUGUAACUCAAGCGCGUUUGGAAGCUCUUCUGGAGGCAGCAGGUAUAGGCAAAUUGUCGUCAGGCGAUGGGAAGCACUUGGCAGAUCACGAGGUGCUCCGUCGUUUAACAUCUAGUGUUUCUUGCGCAUUGGACGAAGCAGCAGCAGCAUUAACGCGUAUGCGUAGUGAUAAUCCACGUGCCCAAAACGAGAAGCGUUCGCUUGUGGAGGCCUGCACUGACGGAGACGUUGGUACUGUAAGAAAAUUGCUGACAGAAGGUCGCAGUGUUCACGAAACAACAGAAGAAGGAGAGAGUCUACUCUCUCUUGCUUGUUCAGCUGGUUACUACGAGCUUGCUCAGGUAUUAUUGGCAAUGAAUGCAAACGUAGAAGAUCGUGGCAUCAAAGGGGAUUGUACCCCUCUUAUGGAGGCUGCCAGUGCAGGCCAUGUGGAUAUUGUAAGCUUACUUAUAGCACAUGGAGCUGAUGUUAAUGCUCAGUCAACUUCAGGUAACACACCUCUUAUGUAUGGAUGUGCUGGGGGUCACGAGGAAGUUGUACGGGUAUUAUUAGAAGCAGGCGCCAAUGUUGAAGAUCAUAAUGAAAAUGGUCAUACACCUUUAAUGGAAGCAGCUAGUGCCGGGCAUGUUCCAGUUGCCAAAAUUCUACUGGAUCAUGGCGCUGGCAUUAAUACUCAUUCUAAUGAAUUCAAAGAAUCUGCUUUAACAUUGGCUUGUUAUAAAGGACAUCUUGAAAUGGUGCGUUUCUUAUUGGAAGCUGGAGCUGAUCAGGAGCAUAAAACUGAUGAAAUGCACACUGCCCUCAUGGAAGCAUCUAUGGAUGGCCAUGUAGAAGUAGCACGUUUACUUUUAGAUUCCGGAGCUCAAGUAAAUAUGCCAACAGAUAGUUUUGAAUCACCAUUAACUUUGGCAGCUUGCGGUGGCCAUGUAGAUCUUGCAAUGCUACUUAUUGAAAGAGGAGCGAAUAUUGAAGAAGUUAAUGAUGAAGGUUAUACACCUUUAAUGGAAGCUGCACGAGAAGGUCAUGAAGAAAUGGUUGCAUUACUUUUAAGUCAGGGUGCAAACAUCAACGCCCAGACAGAAGAAACUCAAGAAACAGCACUCACUUUAGCAUGCUGCGGGGGUUUCUUGGAGGUAGCCGAUUUUUUAAUUAAAGCUGGAGCUGAUGUUGAAUUGGGUGCAUCUACCCCUUUAAUGGAAGCUGCACAAGAAGGACAUUUAGAUCUUGUUCGAUAUUUACUUGAAUCUGCUGCCGAUGUUCAUGCUCAAACACAAACAGGAGAUACAGCAUUAACAUAUGCUUGUGAAAAUGGCCAUACUGAUGUCGCUGAUUUCUUAUUACAAUUUGGCGCUGACCUAGAACAUGAAUCUGAAGGAGGUAGAACCCCUUUAAUGAAAGCUUGUAGAGCAGGUCAUUUAUGCACUGCUCAGUUUCUUAUUACCAAACAUGCUGAUGUCAAUCGGCAAACAACAAACAAUGAUCAUACUCCUCUUUCAUUAGCUUGUGCUGGAGGUCAUUUACCCGUUGUUGAACUUCUUUUAGCACAGUCUGCAGAUCCAUUUCAUAGACUUAAGGAUAAUUCUACCAUGCUGAUAGAAGCUGCGAAAGGUGGACACACUAGUGUUGUCCAACUUCUACUAGAUUAUCCUCACAGUAUUAUGAUGACUGCACCUCAUAAUGCUGCUCCUGCUCCUAUGUUAGUUCCCCAACAACAACAACAACAGCAACCACAGCAGCAGCAACAGCAACAACAACAGCAACCGCAGCAGCAGCAGCAGCAGUUACAACAAUCGCAGCAACAGCAAUCGCAGCAACAACAACCACAACAGCAGCAUUCUACUCCUAUUACGCCUACAUUACAGGAACAACAGCAGCAGCAACAGCAGCAGCAGCAGCAGCAAGCUGGAGAACAAUCACAAAUACAAAACCUUCAACCAAAACAUAAUACACAAAAAUCAUUAUUAAGAAAAAACCGAUCUGCAACUAUAAUACCGGAUACAAGUCUUACUUCUGCUGAAGCACAGCAAGUUCGUUCUCAACCUGCAACAGAAACAAUAGUUCCAGCAAAGGAUGAUACUAAUAUUCUGGAUAAAGGUAGCGGAGGAUUCAGUGGUGUGUCUGCACCGAACAUCAGUUUGAGUCCUGCUCCAGCACCAACCUCUGGAUUGAAUAUUUCAGAAAGCAGGAAGAAUAUUCGACAAGAGCAAAUUCUACAUAAGCAACACAUCCUUGAAGAGUUGCAAAGGGUAGAAAGGGAACUGCAAAUCAAGGGUGCAGGUCAUUUAUUUAAUGGUCCAAGAAAUGCUAACGUUCGAUCUACUCAACAACCACAAGCUCAACAGCAAGAAUGUAAUGAACCCGAAACUUUCAUACCUGGUAUGCUCAAUAUUGACUUACCAGCUCAACCAGCAACUGCACCUCAUGGUUUAGUAUGCAGUACAACUGGUAUGUCAGGAAGUUCAUUAACGCAUCCAGCAACGCCUGAUGCAAUGACUCUUUACAAUAUAUUUCUUGAGGGAAAGAGAGUUGGCAUGGCCAGUGCAAUGAAAAAAGAGUCUUUCUCUACAGCAAAUAAAUUUCCUACUUCUCCUCCAUUAUCUCUUGCUGCAAUACCUUCAACAUCAACAGUAACUGUGGUGACUUCUAAUACGUCUUCAACGACUACACCGAGCCCACCUAGUAUUUCAACGCCGCCAACGGUUAUGGCAAUUUCGCAACCUAUUACUGCUAGUAGUGAUGUUAGCCAGAACACUGCAAUUAGUGAUCGCCCAAAAGCUAAACCUGUAUCGAAGAAAGAGGGCAAAAAUAUUCGUAAAGCUGCAUCUAGUAUGGCAGAUGGGAAAAUGCAGCAACAAUCGGCGACGUUGAUUGCUGGCCUCCAGCAGCAAUAUCAGCAGCAACAACAUCAUCACACUUAUCAAGUUCAACAAGUGCAUCAAUUACAACAGCUUAAUCAACAACUUCAAUUGCAAUUAGAUCAAGUACAGGUGCAGCAACAGCAGCAGCAACCACAACAGCAAGUACAACCACAGCAACAACCACAAGAUCAACAACAACAAGCACAACAGCAACCGCAAGCACAGCAACAACCGCAACAGCAAUCUCAACCAAGUAGCAUUGUUGCUGGUAAUGGAGGAGGAGUAUUGUUGCCUACUCAAUUGAUGUCGCACCUACAUCCUCCUCAUUCACAUCAUCUUCAUAAUCAGCAAGCAACAUCUCAGCAGAAUCUUCCAGAACCAACAGAUCCUCAGCUAACAAGAUUACAUAGAGAUGGAGCUUGUCCAUUCUUUGCUGCUGCUCAAAAAGCAAAAGCCCUUUCUAACAACGAAAGAGUAAUAAAGCUUGAAGAUGGAACUGAUAUUCCUCUUGAUGAUGCUUUUGAAAUUUUCCGUUCCAUUAGUUUUGAUGAUACGAUGGAUGCAACCGAAGAUCAAGAGAAACUCGAAUUGAAGAAAUUAGAGGUUUCCAAUAGUAAGGAACAACAAAAUCAACAGCAACUUGUACAAACUGCGCAAAUAAUUCGACAAAUAACUCAUCCUCAAGAAUAUUUUGGUGCUCCUAUACCUAAUGUACCACCAGCUUCGUUACCUACUUUACCAUCUUUACAAGUGACAAGUGCUGGAGUGCAAAUACAAGCAGACAUAAUUCAUAGUCAAGUAUUGAAAGCUCGACUUUACCAAGAAGGUUAUCGCGAUGGUCUUCAGUUUAGACAACAGCAGAUUAUUCACGAUACAUUUCAAUCACAAUUACUACUGCAAUCUUCUCAAAUAACAUUUCCUACCCAAACACUACCAACAAUUACUGGAGCAGCAGGAAUAAUGGAUAAUAUGCCACAUCAAUCCAAUGGUUAUGUACAAUCUACAGUUUGUAAUACGAAUCAAGUUCAAGUUGCCACCCAAACUCAAGCACCAGCAACGACCACCGUUGCAACUGUGAUUCCUCCCGACAAAAAACAAGUUUAUACAGCGCCAACAACAGGUAAAGGCAAGAAAGCAAGAUAUCCGCUUCUUUCUCAGCAGCAGUCUUGUCAACAACAAACAACUACCACUAGCCAGCAACAAACUCCAAACUUUCCAGCACAAAAUUAUCAAUUAGAUCCAGCAGCAGCUGCUGGUCAGUAUACAACAGGUGUUCCAGCAGUGGGUGGUUAUGCUACCAAUCAAGUACCACCAGUGCCAUUUGGAUGUAUGGAUGUAGAUUCGGAAACUGAUAGCAAUCAUGAUACAGCACUGACAUUGGCAUGUGCAGGUGGUCAUGAAGAACUUGUAGAACUUCUUCUAAGUCGUGGCGCAGAUAUAGAACAUAGAGAUAAAAAAGGUUUUACUCCGCUAAUCUUAGCAGCUACUGCUGGUCAUCAAAAAGUAGUCGAGAUUCUUCUUAAUCAUGGAGCUGACAUAGAAGCCCAAUCUGAACGUACAAAGGAUACACCUUUGUCACUUGCAUGUAGCGGAGGAAGAUAUGAAGUGGUUGAGCUCCUUCUUAAUCGUAGUGCCAAUAAAGAACAUCGCAACGUUUCCGAUUAUACGCCAUUAAGUCUUGCAGCAUCUGGUGGCUAUGUGAAUAUAAUAAAGCUUCUUUUAAGCCAUGGCGCCGAGAUUAAUUCUAGGACUGGUUCAAAAUUGGGCAUUUCUCCUCUUAUGCUUGCUGCUAUGAAUGGUCAUACUGCGGCAGUUAAAUUACUUCUUGAUAUGGGCAGUGAUAUUAAUGCACAGAUAGAGACAAAUCGUAAUACUGCUUUAACACUCGCAUGUUUUCAAGGAAGACAUGAAGUUGUUAGUCUUUUACUUGAUCGAAAAGCUAAUGUGGAACAUCGCGCUAAGACGGGAUUAACACCAUUGAUGGAAGCUGCUAGUGGAGGUUACGUCGAAGUAGGUCGUGUAUUGCUUACUAAAGGCGCUGACGUUAACGCAACUCCUGUUCCAUCCUCUCGCGAUACUGCCCUUACAAUUGCCGCUGACAAAGGUCACUGCCGUUUCGUAGAAUUGUUACUAUCCAGGGGGACUCAGGUUGAAGUGAAGAAUAAGAAAGGAAACAGCCCUUUAUGGCUUGCUGCUAAUGGAGGACAUCUCAAUGUAGUAGAUUUAUUGUAUCAUGCUGGUGCAGAUAUAGAUUCUCAGGACAAUCGUAAGGUAUCGUGUUUAAUGGCGGCAUUUCGCAAAGGACAUAUUAAAGUGGUCAAGUGGAUGGUAAAUCAUGUAACACAAUUCCCAAGUGAUCAGGACAUGACUAGAUACAUAGCUACUAUUAGCGACAAAGAGCUUUUAGAAAAGUGUCAAGAGUGUGUUAAAGUAAUAAGAGCUGCGAAAGAAACUCAAGCUGCUAAAGCCAAUAAAAAUGCAACAAUACUAUUGGAGGAACUUGAUAUGGAGAAAACAAGAGAGGAAUCGAAGAAAGCAGCAGCCGCUCGUAGACGCGAAAGAAAGAAAAAGAAGAAAUUAGAGAAGAAAGAGGAAAGACGAAAACUUCACGAAGAAAUUAAAAAACAUGAAUCAAAUUAUGAUGAAAAAGAUGAAAAUGAAAAGAAAUCUGUAGAUGAGGAAUGUGAUAGAGCGGAGGAUAGUGAGCACGAAGGCGGCGAUAGUUGUGAAAGAGUAGACAGUGUGCCCUCGCCUGUUAAUAGAAGUCCGGAAGAUCCUGACAGAGAGGAAGGUGAUAGUGGUAUUGAUGCUAACAGUCAAGGUAGUUGUAGUAGUAAUGAUGUCAAGGCGAGAGAGAAGAAGAAAGAUAAGAAAAAGAAAAAAAGUAAUAGUCCCAGCAACAAUGAAAAGGAUACUUCCCCGCAACGGUCGUCUAAAUCCAUUAUCACGCAAAAUACUUCCUUACCUCAAAAUACUGUAACACCUACUAAAUCGCAAAAUACAUCUUCCGAAAAAAGAAAUUUGAGUAAUGUCACCAGUGCAACCUCAACAACAUCUUCAUCAACUACAAAUACAAGAACAUCUGUCAAUUGUGGAGAACGUAAAUUGAAAGGACAAUUGGUAUUUGAAUCAUCGAGGCAUCCAGCUGAUAGAGAAGAUUUUGAGGCCACUGGCAAUGAAACUUAUAUACCUGGGAAAGGAAAAAAAGCUUAUAGUAAUCAAUAUGACGGGGAUUCUUUAAAUACGGCUUUAAAAGCAACUAGUACCACUAGUCCAAAACAAGGUGGUAAACGCGAGGAAGGUUGGAAAGAAGUCGUACGCAAGGGCCAAUCCGAUGAUUCGGGAAGAUUCAUGAAUUCUCCUUUCCGUUCUAAAAAAGUUGCAGUACCACCAAACGCUAUUAGCCGAGUAAUUGGUAGAGGUGGAAGUAAUAUAAAUGCCAUUAGAGGUGCAACCGGAGCUCAUAUUGAAGUAGAAAAACAAAGCAAAUCUCAAGGGGAAAGAAUAAUUACCAUCAAAGGAUCAUCUGAUGCUACAAAACAAGCACAUACACUAAUUGCAGCACUUAUCAAAGAUCCAGAUGUUGAUAUCCUGCAAAUGCUGCCAAAAUCCAAACUUACUGUUGUUACAACUUCAUCUUGGGAUAAAGCCAUCUCCACUGUUGCUGCAACAAAGGCUAAAGUUGGUCCUGUAAAUAAACCUACUUCUUUGGGAUCUACUAUCAAUAAUUCUCAAUCGAACAAAUCGUACAUGUCAGGAGUAUCCGCAGCUAAUCAAUUGAUUCCUCUUCGGAGCGCGUCCACCAUAAAACUUGCUGGUGCCUUUCCAACAUCUUUACCAAGAGCUGCAGCGCCCAGAUUGGUAGCAGCUGCAGCCGAAAAACGUGCACAAGCUGCAGCUGCCCAAAUGGCUUCGUCAUCUAAUACGAAGACAACUAUGUCUUAUACCAGCGCAAUCAUGACAGCGGGACGCGCAACAAAAAUUGUAACAACAAGUACCACACAAACGUUUGCAGCUAAGCUUUCUGAGAUCACUGCCUCAACGCAUACUUCUACCACUGUCAUGCAAUCGACUCAUACCACUGUAAACAAGCAAAAGUCUUUACAAGCAAAUACUGUGACCAUAGUAUCAGCCACAGCCGCAGGUACAGCUCAGACAUCUUCUCAGCAGUCUCUAGUUAGUACAUCGCCAAAGCACUGCCGACCACUGCCUACUUUAUCUGCCCCGCCAACAAUCGCCCCUCAUUAUACUGGAAAAUCUAAUUACUCGUCUGGCUCAAGUGUAACUCCGGCUGGCAUUAAUGUUACAUCAACAUGUUCGGAAACCAGCCUGGUGUCCACUUCUACUAAUUCUGUACGUGUAACACCCUCACCGCCAGCUAUAUCGCAAGGCCAAAACUUACAGCAACAGCAGCAACAACAACAACAGCAGCAGCAGCAACAACCAAACAAUGCACCACUCGAAUAUUCUCUAUUUAACGAUAGUUUCACAAAAGUGACACAGCAAUCUAUGUGGGGUGGCAGAGAAAAUGAAUCUCCAAAAAGCAUGAACUUUGCCACGGUUGCAGGAGGUGGAGUAUCAGUAAAUACAUCUGGUUCAUCAACAUCCAAAUUCAUUGAUAGCGUUCCACCUCAGGUGGAUGCAUCUAAGGCACCAGGUUACAGAGGAACAGCUAUGUGUUCUCCUGUUUCAAGUAAACCUAGUGGUGUAACAAAUACUUCUGGAAAUGCCAUGGGUAGUGGUAUUUCAUCCUCCGUACAUAAUCCAAUACAACCUUCCCAAUUCCAAUCCUCUGCGAACUAUAGCGAGCAUCCUCUUCCGAAUAAGCCACCACCUGGUAGUUUAGCUGUAGCUCGACCAGUGAUUCCUCAGCAAACUAUAGAAAUGGGUUCAACAAUGACGCAAUUUACUCGACCAGUCUUUCAAGGUGAUCUUACAACCCGAAAUCAGACAACACAUCAACCACAUGUUAUGCCCUCUACAUCUCAGCCAGCGCUGGAUGUUGGUCUAUUUAAAACUAAUAGCGGCAGUUACGAACAUCCAAGCGUAAAUUCGAGUUUGCUUAAAAUGGUACCAAACGAAGGGCAAGCAGCACAUCCUUUAUUACCUUUCCAUCCUCAUAUGCAAAAUUAUACGCAGACUAUACCACAGUCUGCUUCUGUAAAUACUACCGUUAGUAUGUCCAGGUUGAAUCCCAGAGCGCCCGACUUCUCUAGUUCAUUGCACUUGAGUAGCAAACCACAAGUGACUAUGUUUAACACAGGAUCAGGAAUUCACCCUAAUAUGUUUGCUACCGUGCCAGCACCUCCUCCAUCCGCGAUGCAAACCAAUAAUUUAGCCAUGCUGGGUAAUUUCCCUUUAGGAAAAUAUCAAGCUCCAUCUCGUGGAACACCUACUACUGGUAUCUCGGCAAAUGCUCAAACUCGUUGGCCAUUUGUACCUCCUCAUACUAAUUAUCCUCCGCAUCAAGAUCCCAUGAUGGGACAAAUUAGUUUUUCGAAUCAUAUGGCGAAUAUGACCGCGCAACCUGGUAAUAUAGACUUAAUUACAAGUCUGGAAAACGGAGGCUCACCAACAAUAUCACCAUCGUCACCGGCACAGGUGGCACAAGAAAUGAAUCAAUUAAAAAUAGAAGAUAGAAAAGUUCCACGGCCGAUUGGUACUGAAAGAGCAUGGAAGAAUUAUACAACUGCAGGAAUGGGACCUGGUGGUGAUGCCGAAUCCCUCAAUUGGAUGCUUAAUAAUGAGAAAUUAGUGGGAUCUUGGACGAAUUUAGCUCCUGGCAUCGAUAGGCAUCAAGUGUUUCGCUCAAAUGCUACCUACAACCGUAUGUCUAAUGUUGAUGCCGAACUUCAUCAAAUAAUAGAAUCUUCCUUCCAGGGUCACGUGGACGCUCAGCAACCUUUUCCUAAUGGAAGUGCUGCCACUUUAUCUUUAAUGCCAGGUUUAACUUUAUUGCCUGGACAAUUUGGGGCACCUGGACUAGCAGAAAUGCCUCCUACUGAACCAACGAAAUUAGAUGCCCCUUCUUGGGGAAUUCCUGAUGCUGUUCAAGACAAACAACAACAUCCGGGGUGGAAUAAAUGGACUCAUUAAACACAGAUCUCUCAUCUGAAGAUAAUAUUGCUUUGGUCUGAUCUGGAUGAAGAGAAAUAGAUUCACAAUUCAAAGUAGCGGUAGAUGGAACUGACAUUACGAAGCGUUGUUUCUAGGCUCAUCAACUACAUUACUACCUAUUAUAUUCAUUAAACUACAGAUUCAAUAUUACUUGUCAUGGUAGAAGAUAAGAUAGCAAAUCCUUACUACAGCUUAUUGCUAUUAUCUAGAGUAAUUAUCCGAUAAAUAUUGAAUACGGCAUGAACAGAUCAAUGACGGCGAAGGACCGACAAAAGAGAAAGUAAUGUAACAAUUAAGUUACUUCGUUCGUUUGUAAGUCGAUCCUUAACGCCGGUAGUAGCACGCUCUAGAACUAACCAACAAGAAUUGAAACGAUGUUGAUGAUGGUGACUCUGUUACUCUAUCACUCUAUCAUUGGAAUACUCUGCCAAUUUGCAAAAUACGAAUACAAUAUUCUUUACCAUUCGAUGCAAUGUGUGCGCAUAUAUUAUAAUGCAAAAAUGCACACUUGUAAUACAUAUGCACCAGAGACAAAUGUUUAGUUUUGAUUUGGACGGUAGUAAAUUCUACGUAAUGCGGAAAACUUUUGCCAAUGAUCAAUUAUUUCAUCAUUAUCAGCAGUCUCUUUGAAGCUUCUGUAUUCUAUAUUCUGUACUCUUAUAUGUUUUAGUUUCAUUGAAUAUAAGUAUGCUGUUAAUGAUAAUUCUUUAAUAUAUAGAAGACGCGAUAUAAUCAUUAAAUAUUUUCGCGAAUUUCACGAAAGUCGUGUAUAUUCCAUGGCUUUGCGUUCAAAUUUGAAUACAACCAUAUGCUGGAAGAUAUUGAUAAAAAUAAGUGGAAGUUCAGAAUCCUAUGUAAUUUCGUAUAAUCGAUAUAUUCGUUCUUCCUGUUAUAUCCUCUAUACUCGCUCAUAAUCAUUUAAUUGAUGCUGUUAGUACUAUAAUUCCACUGCACUCUAUAAAACUCAUGUUUAAUAUCAUUGUUAGCAGCGAUGAUAAUGAAAAACCUAUAGCGAACUGAUUGUAUAGAUUGCAACGAACGCGCACGUUUGGUGUUGCAUUGGCAUUAUUCGAUAACUAUGCUAGUUCGGAGCUUUAGUUCACCAUUCUCUGACACAAGCAUAUACGGAUAUAUUAUUUUCAGAUUGUCCUUAUUAACAAGAUAAUAAUCACCACCAUGUGACAGUUUAUUACGUGCACAGAUUAUCGUAUGACUGUUAGCAAAGAGAAAUUUAUACUUGAGCACAACGCAAGGAAAUGACCAGGCUCUUAAAACCCAAUCUAUGUAAGCAAUGAUGUUGGUAUGAACCAACAUAUAAGAUUGUAUUAAUAAUACAUUAUAUUACGUAUACUGAAUUCCUAUUCAGAUCAAUGAAUACUGUUCAUCAUUAAAGUGGUAGCGGACCGCCAACACGUAAUAUAACUGAGCGUGUCUUAGCGACAGUGCUAUUGUAAUACUAUUAUUGCUGUGGUGGUAAUGUUUAUUAUUAUAUUAUGAUUAUUAUUAAAAAAAAGAAAAAAAAAACAACUAGAGGAAAAGAGGGUGCAUAGGAAUGUGUCACCUGCUGUCUCGGCUGGACUAGUAGGAUAUACUAAGUAAUAUAGAUACACUCGAUAUAUGAAAUGUUCAUUUUAAUUGAACAUUUGAAAAUCUUGACGGGGAUUUCGGCAAGUGUUCAAUACAUAACGACGAUACUACAUUAUAAUUGAAACGGUCCCCGUAUAAGUUUCAAUUAAGCUCAUGAAAAACCAUACGAGGGCUUUGACCUAUAUUCCAGGGAGCGCUUCAAUUAUUCUCUAAGAUAUAUUGUUAUAAUUUAAAGCCUAUUUUCAAAUUUGAUUUAUGAUAAUUGCGAUAUAUGAUACAAAACUAUUAUAUGACAUAUAACAAUAAAGCAACUAAAUAAAUAAUGAUUUAAU
Messenger RNA from Polistes canadensis, 11423 nucleotides. It is a transcript of the gene mask, whose product is annotated as ankyrin repeat domain-containing protein 17. The record is from RefSeq and is a predicted model, not a curated record. The transcript is spliced from 30 exons. Gene Ontology annotation, biological process: innate immune response. NCBI's taxonomy places the organism in Eukaryota, Metazoa, Arthropoda, Insecta, Hymenoptera, Vespidae. Gene Ontology annotation, molecular function: RNA binding; protein binding. Bases 223 to 9483 code for a protein of 3086 amino acids. Gene Ontology annotation, cellular component: cytoplasm.